Molecule: messenger RNA, 1462 nt
Organism: Pseudovirgaria hyperparasitica
Lineage: Eukaryota; Fungi; Ascomycota; Dothideomycetes; Acrospermales; Acrospermaceae
Exons: 2
Coding region: 50-1276 (408 amino acids)
Biological process (GO): transcription by RNA polymerase I
Source: RefSeq, a predicted model, not a curated record
AGAAUCUGCCCAUAUCACUCAACGUACCACAAAUGCACAGCUAGGAACAAUGGCAAUUGGGAAAACAAAGAAAGGAGUGCCUACGUCUGGUGCUCAAAAGAGUUUCAGAAGUGCAGAAUAUGUUAACAGCAGUGAAGACGAUUCCGCAGGUCAAAUUCCUGUCCCAAAGACCAACCACAUCACGCCGAAAGAGAGAAAGCCACAAGCUUUGAAGGCGAAAAAAGCAGCGGUUCGUAUUCAAGAAACACCAAUCCCACUUCCGAACGUGUCAAGUAAAACACCGCUCUCGGCAUCUUCCAAUAAGACCCUAUCAAAUGCGAACUCGAAUGGAUCGGCAUCCUGCUGCAGCAAAGCCCAGCAAGCUUCCCCUAGACUCCCAGAACUCAGACUAGAGAUGGAAGUGGAAGAGGACGAUUCUAGCAGUACUUCAGAGAGUUCUGAUGCCACCGAAGGCGAUGGCUCCGAUCAUGCCGCUACAGAUCAUGGCAUUGCAGACGAGAUCGCCGCAGACGAUGGUACCACGGAAGACGAAACAACAGCAAGCAGUACAACCAGCGAUAGCACUGCUGUAGUUAACAGACCUGCUUUCAUACCUCCCUCGGGUUUUAAGGAGCUGGGCAUUGGAGACGUGAAGCUGCACGAUUCGACCAAUAUACUUUCAGACGCAAAUCUUCGAGGAAAACAAAUAAUUCAUAUAAUUGCGCCGGCAAGAAUAUCUCUAGCGGAUAUCGAAGCCCUAGAUAUUAAGGGUGUAAUAAAAGCAAAGCAACAGUUGACGCUCACUUCACACGAAGGUGUCAAAUACGGCGUAGCUCGCCAAGACGGACAAGCAUGCAAAGAGACGAGGGUGCUCGUACCCAAAGGAUCAAGAUACUUCCCAAUACGCUCUACUAUCUCUGAAACUCUACAGCUUCAGCGUAUCAUAGACCUUCCGAACCCAACUACAUCGUACGAGGUUCCAGCUUCGAGGCCACUUAGGCAGCAGCCGAAGGGUCUGCGAAUGCGAUUUCGAAUGUCAGGUCAAACACAAGACCAAGGUACAACGUUGGAGUGGUCAGAUAGCGAUGAUUGUAAAGCUGUUCCUUCUCAGGAGAAACGAGUAGGAGCCAAACCCGCUCUGAAAGAGUCAGUAAAGAAGUCGAAGAAUCGAGACAAAACAUCUACGAAAUCAAAGGACAAGGAAAGGGAUAGCAGUAGCGGGAAGAAACGUAAAAAGGACGAACACGACGAGGACAGGAGGCGUAAGAAGAAGAAGAGAGAUAUAAAUGUCGAGUGAUACCCUAUCAGAUUAGUUGGAGGUUUAUCUCUCUGAUAUAACUAAGCCUCUUUCAGAACAGGAGUGAAUGUCCUGAAGUCUUGAUAUCAAUAUGUUUCGAUGCGCAGUUCUGGCAUAAGUUCUGCUCUAUCUACACAAUUGACAUUUCAACAGCCGUCUAGGACCCCUGUAAUAUAUGUCACAUGC